Molecule: messenger RNA, 882 nt
Organism: Phaedon cochleariae (mustard beetle)
Lineage: Eukaryota; Metazoa; Arthropoda; Insecta; Coleoptera; Chrysomelidae
Source: the annotation of a GenBank genome assembly
AUGACGGUUCAAGAAAGGAAAACAGUCGUGGAGGAAUGGUCCAAGGCAGUGAGAACCACCAAGCAACAUUUGAUGGUCCAAGUAGGCGGCUGCCCCUUACCCGACGUCAUCGAGUUGGCGAAACACGCCGAAUCCAUAGACGUUGAUUCGUUACUGUGCCUGCCUGAGCUGUACUUCAGUGUGAAGGUUGUCGAGAGAGCGAAUACUGCUUUGCAAGGAUCUCCUCAGACUCAGAGUAUUGCUAAAAUAACGAUAGAAAGCAUCAAUUUGAAAGUGCCACAUCUCACACCCAACGAUGACAUAAAGUUGCAGUUGUUGACACGUAUCAAAGCAGAUGAGUCUAUGAUGAUACCGUUUCGCCGAUGGGAAUUGCACGAGCUACCAGCACUCACACAAGGAUCUACCAUAGAAAUCUGGUCCGUAAAGACAUGUUCUGCAUUGGACAGUCCAAGAUAUGUUAUAGUAUUUUUCCAAACGAAAAAAGCCGAUAAUUUGCAUGAGGAUGUCACCUUGUUCGAUAAUGCCAACAUCAAAUCCAUACGAUUGGCUCUGAAUAGCGACUAUUAUCCGCAAGAAAGAAUGCUAUUGGACUUUUCCCGAGACCAAUAUGCCGACGCCCACUUCAACUAUACAGAGUUCAACAAGAGCUACCAUAACUGUCAAGAAAAGCGCUCUCUAGUAAACUUUGCCGAAUUCAAAUCCCGACCAAUAUUUGUUAUCGAUUGCUCGAGGCGCCAUCUGGGUCUAAAGUCGUCCACAGUUGACAUAAAGUUCCACAAGUUCUCAUUGUCGUCGGUGUGGAAGCAGAAGUAUUCAGAAUCUUUCGUUUCACUAGAUUUCCACCGACUGACGUCCUACAUAAAUUCCUUCCAGUAUAUCUAA